AUGGAAGAACUAAUCAAAGAUAAGACAAAGUAUUUUUCAUAAGUUGAAGUAGCAUUUUUUAAAAUGUAAAUCUAUAAUAUAGAAUAGGUGGUGGAAUGAAUAGAAUAACACAAUGAAAGAUAAUGUGAAACAACUCAUAUUAAAUGAGUAACUAGAAUUUUUGAGUGGAGGAUGGUGCAUGAAUGAUGAAGCAACAACUUAUUAUGAAGAUAUUAUUGACUAAAUGACAUUAGGACAUAAAUUUCUUUUAGAAAAUUUUAACUAUAUACCCACUAUUGGAUGGUAAAUUGAUACAUUUGGGCAUUCUAAUACUCAGGCACUCUUUUCUAAUAUGAUGGGUUUUAAUGCUUGGUUUUUCGGAAGAAUUGAUCAGGAAGAUCGAUUAAAAAGAGAAAAAAACAAAGAAUUAGAGUUUGUAAUUCAUCCUGAUUAAGAAAACUCUAUUUUUACACAUGUUAAUUAUUAUGGAUAUUAUUCAUCCCCUAGAGGAUUCGAUUUUGAUAUUUCCAAUCCUAAGAGAAAUUAUGUUUCUAUUUAAAAUGUGGAAUAAAAAUCUGAAGGACUUGAUUAAUAUUUUAAAGAAUAAUAUUAAUCUUACAGAGGUAAAAUAUAGGCUCAUACUCUGGGAAUGGACUUUGAAUGGUCGAAUGCUUCUAGAUAUUUUGAAUAAAUGGAUCUGGUUAUUAAUUGGAUCAAUAAUAAUACAGAAAAAUAUAAUAUGAUAAUCGAAUAUGGAACUCCAAAACAAUAUAUCUAAGCUUUGAAUUAAUAAAAUAUUUCAUAUCCUUUUCAAGAGGAAGAUUUUUUUCCUUAUUCUGAUCAACCUUAUGAAUAUUGGUCUGGAUUCUUCACUAGCAGACCUGCUUUUAAGGGGUAUGUCAAAAGAAUAGGUCGUUAUUUUUAGUAAGUGAAACGAUUUUAUUCAUUAUUAAAAAUGAAUAAUAUACAAAGUAUUUUUGAUGAAACAGCUAUUUAAGAUUUAUCUGAAGCUUUGGGUACAGCCUAACAUCAUGAUGCAAUCACAGGCACUGCAAAAUAAUAUGUGAAUGAUGAUUACAUUAAAUUAAUUCAUUAAGCGCAUUUAAAAAUGGAAAAUCAAAUUAGUUCAUUUCUGAAUCAUUUAUCAAAUACAUCAGCCAUAACACAUGCUUAAUGUUAUUUUAAUGAAUCAGAUAGCUGCGAUUCCUUAUUUGAUCCUCUUAGCCAAAACAAAACUGUUAUUGUUACAAUUAUUGAUACAAAAAUAAAUAAUAAUGGUUAAAAAGAUUAUUUGAAAAUGCUGAUACCCACAAAUUUGAACAUAAAAAUAGUGGAUGAAUUGGAAAAUUCAAUUUAUGGCGAAAUUAUUUGUAUAAAUCAGAGAUGCACUCUGUACUUGUCUAGAAAAGUAAAUAAUGAAAAACUGGUACAUUAUAUUCGAAUAAUGGUUGAUUUUGAGAAUGAUUCAAGAAUUAUAAAAUUAGACCCAAAAGUUAUUAAUAUGUAAAAGGAUACAAAAAUAUUUGAUAAAUUUCAACUACAUUAUAAAGUUUAUUUAUCAAAGUAGUCAAGUUUAAGUAGCGGAGCAUAUAUAUUUAGACCUAAUGGGGAUGCCUCUGAUUAUGGUGAUUAUCUCUAAGCAUUAGAAUUUUCUGGUCAAAUAAUCAAAUAAAUAUAUUUUGAAAAAACUACGCUAAAAGUCUGGAUGACAAGAUUUGAAAAUCAAGAUAUAUUUUCUAUUGAUACAUUUUUAGAUUCCAUAGAUAUUUCUGAUUAAUUUGGAAAAGAAAUCAUAUUGUAAAUUCAAACUGACAUUUCAAAUGAUGGAAUAUUUUAUACUGAUAGCAAUGGAUUCAAAUUUUAAAAACGAAGAAUAAAUCACAGGGAUUCAUGGAACAUAAAAAUGAAAGAGUAAAUAGCUGGUAAUUAUUUUCCUGUCAAUGGUGCUAUUAUGAUCAUGAAUAGUGAUGGAAAUUCUGCUUGUGCAGUGCUGAAUGACAGAGCCUAAGGAGGAACAAGUUUAGCCUAAGGAGUUAUUGAAUUAAUGCUGUAGAGAAGAUUAGUACGGGAUGAUAACAAAGGGCUGUUUGAAGUUUUGGAUGAAUAAGAAAUACAUAAGGGUUAAAAGGUAGGCAUUAGAUAAAUGAUAUCACAUACAAUCAUUUUCUAUAAUCAUCAACAACAACCAAAUCUGUUAAGAGAAUAUCAAUAUAAAUAGGAUUUAUAACCUUUACUCUAUUUUUCAACUUAACCUUUUAUACAAUAUUCUGCUCUAUUGGAUUUAUUUUAAGGAUUUUUAAUCAAAUAAUCCGAUACAAAUUUGAGUAAAUUAUACAUUGAGCCUUGGUUAUAAAAAGAUUAAUAUUUAGUAAGAGUUCACAAUAUGAAGGAAGAGGGUAUUUAAAAACUAAAUUUCCCUUAAGGAUUAUCAUUCUUAGAAACAACUUUGACUGGUAAUUAGGAUUUAAAGAUGUGGAAGCUUAAUCGAUUAAGUAGAUGAUUUUUAUAAUUUAGAAUGGAGCGAUAGUUAUCCAAAAAAAUAAACAUAUUAAUAUAAGGAUGAUGAAGUUGGUCCAAUGAUGAUAAGAACGUGGAUUGUAACAAUUUGA
This is a messenger RNA of Paramecium octaurelia, 2588 nucleotides long. The record is from the annotation of a GenBank genome assembly. Lineage: Eukaryota; Ciliophora; Oligohymenophorea; Peniculida; Parameciidae.